AUGAAUAUAAAUGGUAUUCCUAAAAAGCCAUUUUCUCCAUACACUUACAUCAAGAAAUUAUAUAUUAAUUGUCCAAUUUCUCGUAAACAGAUCUUAUCUAUUGUUGAAUUAAAACAAUUAGAAUAUUUAUCUAUAUUAUCAAUAAAUGAUUUAUUAAUAUUUUUACCAUUUGAAUCUACAUUGCCUAAUUUUUAUGAAUUAACAAUUCAAUAUACUAUAACAUUUCAUAUGAUUGAACAACUUAAAGGUUAUCAAUUGAAGCAUAUUCGAAAAUUAAAAAUUUCUAUUAGUGAUAAAAAUACUGAUUUAAUUCUUCAAGAAUUAUUAUAUAUUUUUCCACAUAUUGAAUAUCUUAUAUAUUUGUCGAAUAUUUGCUCAAUGAAAAGGAUGAUUAAUGCAAUAGAUGAAUUUGUAUAUUUAUUAAAUGCAUCUUUUUAUUUUAAAUAUUUUGUAUCUGAUAUGACAUCAGAUCUUUAUCCUGAUGAAAAUUUUAUUAUUCAAAAUUCACACCGACUUACUGAAAAUAAUUUUACAUACCGAGUUCAACAAUUGGCAAAUGAUAAAACACCAUUUGUUACUCAUUGGUGGAUUCGAGCAGAACCAUUGGAAUCAUCUUCGAUUGUUUAUUGGCCAUCAGGAUAUGGAUAUAUUUUAUAUAAAUUAAAAUAUCUUGUUUUUCAAAGAAAAGAAUCUUGUUUUCUACCAAUAGGUGCUGUCCUUUACGUGAAAACAAAUGUGCCGCAAAGUGUAAUGGUCUGUGAAACGAUUAAUAACAUCGUUGGUCGUACAUUGAAUCCAUACAAUCGACUUCUUUCCUGCGGUGGUUCAAGUGGUGGAGAGGCCGCUCUAAUUGCUCUUCAUGGUAGUCCGAUAGGUGUUGGCACCGACAUAGGUGGUUCGAUUCGUACACCAGCUGCAUUCAAUGGUCUCUGGGGUAUUCGACCAAGCCAUGGACGAAUGCCCUUUGCUGGAGUAAGGAGUAGUAUGGACGGACAAGAAACAGUACAUUCUGUCUGUGGACCCAUUGCUCAUAGAGCAGAAGAUUUGGCUUACUUUAUGAAAGCUAUAUUGGAACAAGAACCAUGGGAUUAUGAUCCGAAAGUAAUCGAGAUUCCAUGGAGAGAGGAGAAAUACAAUGAAGGCAGAACAGGAAAAAAGAUAUUUGGGGUAACGACUGUUAAUGGUGUUCUGGGCUUUGACGGAGUGGUGAUGCCUCAUCCACCUAUUCUUCGUGGUAUUCAGAUGGUCGUUAACGCUCUUCAAAGAGCUGGUCAUACUGUUGUCGAGUGGCGACCUUACAAGCAUAAAUAUGCCGUUGACCUGGUCCGUUCGAUUUAUAGAGCAGAUGGUGGUGAGGACAUUCGAAAUGCUCUGAUCUUAAGCGGCGAACCAGUCAUAUCAGAAGUUGCCAAUGAUUAUGGUCCUGGAGUAAAAGAGAAAAUUGAUCUUAAUGCUAUGUGGAAUAUUCAAAUAAAGAAGUACAAAUAUCAACAAGAAUACUUGGCAAUCUGGAUGGAAAGAAAUGAAAUUAAUGCUUGGAUACAACCCGAAGCUCCUCAUGCCGCCAUUAGACACGAUCAGUACAAAUAUAAUGGUUAUGCAUCUGUAAUUAAUCUGCUCGAUUAUCCAGCUGUCGUCGUUCCAGUGACGUUUGCUCAAAAAGAGAUAGAUAUUAAGGACUUGAACUAUAAAGCCAUCAGUGAUUUGGACAUGCAAGUGCAUAAUGAAUAUCAGGCGGAUGUCUACCAUGGUGCGCCAGUAGCCGUACAGAUUAUUGGACGGCGAUUGCAAGAAGAAUAUGUUAUUGGUCUUGCUGAACAAGUUGGAAGAGCUUUGGCUUCUUCAUAA
Messenger RNA from Rotaria sp. Silwood1, 1848 nucleotides. The record is from the annotation of a GenBank genome assembly. Lineage: Eukaryota; Metazoa; Rotifera; Eurotatoria; Philodinida; Philodinidae.